GCAGUUUUCAAAUUCAGACUUCGCUUCACGUGUUGCACGCUUUUCUCGCCCGAAACAACUCGUGCGCAGGUGAGGUGAGGUGAGGUCAUCUGGCGAGGCUCAGCAUCAGAUAUGAUCGUCAACAGAACUUUUGGUCGCAAUCUGAAAGGGAAGUUCUCCGUCCUUCUGGUCGCUGGCGUGCUCAGUCUGCUUGCCUUCUUCGGGGAGUUCCAGAACAAGGCAGUUGGUGAUUUCCAGAACAAGGCAUUUGGUCACCUCUCACAGUACCAGUUCAGAAGAACCCCUUACGCCCAAGUUUCUGAUAAACUCGCAAGGAAGACAAGUGGCUUGAAUAGCACCCUAAAGGACGUACGCUGGAGGAAAUCCUCAAGGAAACAGGGGAUAGGAUCAAAGUCAGGCGAACCUAACGAACCAGCGACUCUUGUAAAGGCAACCGCUUCUGCUAGAACAAUAGGUCACUAUAAAACGACUAUAAAAGCCUCUACAAUGUCCCCAAGGAGGUUUAAAAUGAAAAUUGUCAGUAAAACGAAACCGCAAAGUUUGUCUAAAAAAUUCAAAAUUACAAAGAAACGACAUGGUGAUUUAAAUAAACUAAACUCUAAACUUCGAUCCAGACCAAAGAAACUUCGUGUACUCGACAAACGUUAUGGUCCGAAAACCUCUACCAGAACCAAACAGUACGCUUUCCUCCUCAAUGUCUUAGGAGCUUGUGAUCGUUAUACAGAGCUCGUCGUUGUCGUCUGCUCGUCACCGUCGAAUUUUGUGAAAAGAACUGCCAUACGGAAGACUUGGGGUUCUGUCGCCAAAAACCCGAAAUACAAAAUACGGCUGGUAUUUAUUGUUGGCGGAAGCCGCUCACCGAAAAACCGUGCGCUUCUUAAAAAUGAAAGCAGAGCGUUUGAAGACAUGAUCCAAAAGGACUUUGUGGACAGUUACAUGAACCUCACGCUCAAGUCUUUAUCAAUGCUGGAAUGGGUGACGCACUAUUGCAAUUCAUCCAAGUUCAUGCUGAAAGCUGAUGAUGACAUGUACAUCAAUCUGCCAAAUCUUAUCAAGGCCCUUCAUGGACCUAAACGUGAUAUGUUUAUUAUGGGCCAUCUUCACGAUAAGGGGAGACCAGUGCGUGACAAGAAAUCUAAAUGGUUUAUUCCACGAAACAUUUACGGUAGAAACAGUUACCCUCCGUUCACUGUGGGUGUAGCAUACUCGAUGACAACCAAGGCGGCACGACGGCUGUAUGUCCAAGCGCAAACGAUGCCUUUCUUUCCAAUGGAGGACGUAUUCCUGACCGGGAUUGUUGCUUCCGCUUCCGGUAUACCUAGAUACGACCAUAUUGGUUUCUAUGACAAGUGGAGAAAGCCCAGCUGCGAAUUUAAGAAGAAAAUUGCAGAACAUAAGCAUUCACCAAAGGAGCUUUACCUGAUACACGAUUUGGUAACAGGAGAGGCAUGCAAAUAGAGGACAUGGGGACCGCGUCGGAUAUUGGUGGUGGGAGGGAAGACGCUGAGUUGGAUGGCAACGGGGUACACGAUGUCAAGGAUUGGUGUAGACAACGCCGCAUCAAGCAAAAAACACUCCACCCGGCUUUUUUUUCUGUAGACGCUGAUGCUUGUAAUAAAUUACCACCUUAAGUUGUC
Molecule: messenger RNA, 1637 nt
Organism: Haliotis rufescens (red abalone)
Lineage: Eukaryota; Metazoa; Mollusca; Gastropoda; Lepetellida; Haliotidae
Product: beta-1,3-galactosyltransferase 1-like
Exons: 2
Coding region: 112-1458 (448 amino acids)
Cellular component (GO): membrane
Molecular function (GO): hexosyltransferase activity
Source: RefSeq, a predicted model, not a curated record